Messenger RNA from Penaeus indicus, 2413 nucleotides. RefSeq names its product translin-like (gene trsn). Bases 112 to 789 code for a protein of 225 amino acids. Gene Ontology annotation, molecular function: RNA binding; single-stranded DNA binding; sequence-specific DNA binding. NCBI's taxonomy places the organism in Eukaryota, Metazoa, Arthropoda, Malacostraca, Decapoda, Penaeidae. The transcript is spliced from 5 exons. Gene Ontology annotation, cellular component: nucleus; cytoplasm. Gene Ontology annotation, biological process: RNA metabolic process. The record is from RefSeq and is a predicted model, not a curated record.
GGAGAGAGAGAGAAGAGCGGUUGUUAUCCUUUUUAAAGCGAUUUUUGGUGUGAUUUAUUGGGGAAGCUGAAGAGGAUUUCCCCUUCGUGGUGCUGGAGACGAAUUCGAGUCAUGGAUAUCACUUGUGCUUUUGCAACCUAUGGAACAUGUGUUGAACGAGAGACGGAAGUUCGAGAAAAUGUCCAGGCCGCAGUGAAAGACCUCGAGAAAACUUCAUACACCAUCAAUACAGGGCUUGAAAAGAUGCAUAACACUAGAGGGAUACAGAACCUCCAGUCAAUCUGUGAGGAGUGUGUUACCCAGUUAGCAAGCGUACCAGCACUGUAUGAAGCCUUGCAGGAGAAGGUUCCUGCAGGCGAGUACUACCGUUUCCACCACAACUUCCGAGGGACCACCCAGCGCCUCGUUGCUGCCACCUGCCUCAUCACGUAUCUGCGAGAAAAUCGACUCGCACCACAUGAAGAAGUGGCACAAUCCCUAGGCCUUUGUACGCAGCGGGAGAAGGGUUUCCACCUCGACCUGGAGGACUACCUUCUGGGAACGCUCAGCAUCAGCCAUGAGUUGGCAAGACUGGCUAUCAAUUCAGUCAGUGCUGGCGAUUACGCACGGCCCUUCCAGAUACAGCAGUUCCUAAGAGAUCUGCAUGCAGCGUACUCCCUCCUUUUCCCAAAGAACGAAUUACGCAAGAAAUUUGAUGAGCUCAAGUACGCUCUGAAGAAGACCGAGGAGGUGGUUUAUAAUCUCUCACUCCGAGGUCUGAAACCCCAAGACAGUGAGACUUCUGGAUAAUUGCCGUUAAUUUUGUCUGUUUUGUUUUGAGGGAUUUUCAAAAACUCCGUUCUGAACUUUAAUCGUCUCCGUAGCAACUUUGUGAAGAAGGCUCAUGUCGUGUGUUGCAGAGUUCGUUUAUUUUUUACAGAGACAUUGAUUUUCCUUUGUAGAACAAAGGUUCUUUGAGGUUCGUGUUUUAUUCAUGUUUGCUGGAGAAAUGUGUCAGUUUUGUUUACACUGACAUAGUGUUUUUUAUUAUCAUUACCUUUUUUUGUGGUUUCAGAUAUAUAUAUCCAUGCUUAUAAAUUGAUAUGUCAUAUGAAAAGAGAUUAACUAGAGCAAGUACGCAUUGAAUGAGAGAAAAAUAACAUGGAUAAAGCCAGGGGGAGUAUACACUAAAGUUUGUAGGCCUUGGUGUUUGAGUGAUAAAACGUCUUUGACUCCAAAAUUUAGUCUAUGACUUUUUAUGAAAAUGUCUUUUAACACCCGAUUUUUGUCUGACUUGGCUGAAGUUUAAUACAGGACUGUGGUGUCCCUCACUUGUAAGGACUGUCUUUAAAUUAUCCUUUUGAAAUGCAGACAACACAAUUUAAUUCUAGUUAAGUGUUUAAUAUGGGGCAACAGUGUGAGUCAGAAAUAGUCACUAGUACAGUCUAAAGACACUCAUAUAUAAAUUCUAUGCAAUCAAAGUCGGUCAAAAGACAGUCAAAGGUUGUUUUUAGGAAAACAGUCCUUAAAUUUUUCAAAGAAAAUUCUAUGACCUUUAGUGGAUAUUGCCCCUGGUGUUUAAUUAUUUCAUUAGAGUAUCAUUCCUUUUAUAUAUUAAGUUGAGUAGACAGGAUCAGUUUUAUUCCAUUUUUUUUUCUUUUCUUUUUCUUUUCUUUUCUUUUCUUUCUUUUUCCAUUAUUUUCUUUUUUUCAUGUAAAAGGACACAAAGGCAGCUUAUCAUUUUCAUUGAAUUUCCCGUUUCAUAUUCUUGCCGUCAUAUCAACUGAAAGAGUACCACUUGGAGAGCCUGUGCUCCAUUUCUAUUUGUGUCUUUGUUGUCGUAAGUAGCUACCUGGGAGGGAGUUAACGCGUUAAUCAAGAUGUGCAGUAUACAUAGUUGAUUGGGAGCGUGUAACUGUUUCAUUUGUUUUACUCUCCACAGCCAGAACAACAAAGGCAUUUUCGUUAGGGAUUAAAGGAAAGUUGAUGUGAUAAGUCUGUACUCUAGGUUAUUUAUGCUUUUUAGUUGUACUUUCAUGUGAUUAUAACGUGAAUUUACACAGGCAUUGCAUUUUUGUUUGCUUUGUGAAAUGGAAGAAAUGAUACAGGUUUCAUUUACGUUUGUAGUUAGCCACUUAAAAGGCCCUGAUUUAACAAAGGGACUCUCUGAAGUAUGAAAAAUAUUUUAUAUAUAUUCAUAUUGACUUAACAUGCAUUUAAGCAUCAUUUUGAAAGUUAAAAGGGGAUUUUAAGGUGACCAUCUGGUUGAUUUUUUUUCUUCUUCUCUUUUUUCUUUCUUUUUUCUAUUAGUUUAUUUUAUUUAUUUAUUUUUUUCAAUGUUUGGAAGCUCAGGCUGAAUGUGCCAGUAUGUUGUUGCAGGGUUGAACUCUCAUACCCGAACUCAUUUUCUUAAAUAAUAAAAGUCACUAGGAUA